Molecule: messenger RNA, 595 nt
Organism: Gongylonema pulchrum
Lineage: Eukaryota; Metazoa; Nematoda; Chromadorea; Rhabditida; Gongylonematidae
Source: the annotation of a GenBank genome assembly
UAACUAGAUCAGCCGUUAUAGCUAUUCCUACUUUAUCUUUCAAUAAGCCAAAUGCUCAUAUGGCGUGUGAACGUUGGCUUCACGCAAGGCUGGACAAUUUACGCGCAAAGAGUGUAUUUGACCAGAGAACAGAGUGCGAGCAGUUACCACAGAAGUUAGAAAAGAGUUUUGUGGAUUUUAAUGCGAAAGAAAAAAAUAUUCGCGGUGAAACUUUGAUUAUGUCUGUGAUAAGGUAUGAACCAGACAAGGCAAACCAGGUAAGAUAUAUAAAUUUAUUAAUCCGUUCUGGAUGUGAUCCGUCAGAGCCGGAUGAACGACAGCUGCGUACUCCACUAAUGCUAGCUUGCUUGAUGAGGAACGAUACAGUUGCAUAUCAUCUUAUCCGUCAAAACGUGGAUCUUACUGCUGCCGAUAAAAUAGGCAAUACAGCAUUGAUGUAUGCAGCAAUGUAUUCACAGUCAUCGUUGCUGAAUUUUCUCGCUGAACAGCUUUCAAGGAAAUGGUGCAUCGAAGCAUUUCGUGUGAAAAAUUUAAUGGGUUAUACCGCCGAGAGUUUGGCGCGCAAAAAUGAACGAUACAUGUUCUCAAUGUAAUA